Molecule: messenger RNA, 708 nt
Organism: Acanthosepion pharaonis
Lineage: Eukaryota; Metazoa; Mollusca; Cephalopoda; Sepiida; Sepiidae
Source: the annotation of a GenBank genome assembly
AUGAUUUAUUCCUUCUUUUUCUUCUUCUUUCUUUCUCCUCCUUCUUCUAUGAUUUAUUUCUUUUUUCUCUUCUUUCUUUCUUUCUUUCUUUCUUUCUCUUCCUUCUUUCUUUCUUUCUCCUCCUUCUUCUAUGAUUUAUUUCUUCUUCUUCUCUUUCUUCUUUCUUUCUUUCUUUCUUUCUUUCUUUCUCCUCCUUCUUCUAUGAUUUAUUUCUUCUUCUUCUCUUUCUUCUUCUCUUUCUUUCUUUCUUUCUUUCUUUCUUUCUCCCCCUUCUUCUAUGAUUUAUUUCAUCUUUUUCUUUUAUUUCUCCUUCCCCUUCUCUUUUCCUAUUAUUUUAUCUUCUUUCUUAUUUGUUAUCCCUAUUAUUUCCGUUGUCUCUUCUUCUUCUUCUUCUUCUUCUUCUUCUUUGUUUUUCUCUCUUUUUCUUCUUUGCCUUAUUCAUUCAACAUUUUUUUUACAUUUUUCCUCCUUUCUUUUCCCCUUUCCAUUAUUUCUCUGUCCUUAAUGUUUAUUAUUCAUUUCCUGCUAAACAUUCCUACACGUUCUUUCUUUCUUUCUUUCUUUCUUUCUUUCUUUCUUUCUUUCUUUCUUUCUUUCUUUCUUUCCCCCUCGCACUAUUACCCUCCUUACUCUCAGCAUCUCCUCCUCUUCCCUCUCUCCCCGCAACCAUUAUUAUUGAAGGAGAAACAAGUGUGGGUCCUGAACUAA